Messenger RNA from Dovyalis caffra, 450 nucleotides. NCBI's taxonomy places the organism in Eukaryota, Viridiplantae, Streptophyta, Magnoliopsida, Malpighiales, Salicaceae. The record is from the annotation of a GenBank genome assembly.
AUGGAAGAGCAUGAUCUUACUGGGUUCGGGUUUAAACGGUUGUCCGAGCCUACGUGGGAGGUCAAAGUCACUAGGUUUGGAAAAGGGUGGUUCGGAUGGAUAUCACGUGACAGAGAGGUUGAUGCCCCCUGGAAAAGAGAAGGAGCAAGUGAAUUGCUUUUUAGGUUAGAGUGGACAAUGGGGGCAUGUAAUAAAUAUCACCUGCUUGGACGGUUGACACGUCAACUUGGAGUUGCGGAAGUAAAUAAAAAGAAGGUGACUUCUAAAGUACACAGGAAACUAGCGUGGCUUGCGGGAGGAGGUGGCUGCCAGCUGUCAGUGUCCAUCGUCUACCUGUCCUUUUGUGCACCAUGGACUCCAUCCUCUACCUCAAGAUAUAUCCAGGCAGCCCAGCAACCCAAGUCUCUCACAAUCGGGUCCACCGAGUUAAAUUUGUAUUGGGAUGCGUGA